Patiria miniata (bat star) is the source of this 1180-nucleotide messenger RNA. RefSeq names its product protein phosphatase 1 regulatory subunit 7-like (gene ppp1r7). Bases 43 to 1029 code for a protein of 328 amino acids. NCBI's taxonomy places the organism in Eukaryota, Metazoa, Echinodermata, Asteroidea, Valvatida, Asterinidae. The record is from RefSeq and is a predicted model, not a curated record. The transcript has 9 exons. Gene Ontology annotation, molecular function: protein binding.
UCUGGCUGAAACAGUUCGGAACCAGUCUACAAUUAAUGCAAGAUGGCAGAGAAUGCGAACCAAGAUCCGAUGGAAACUGGGCAGUUUGUAUCUGACGAGGAUUCAGAGGAGGAGUCGCCAGGCCCUGGGGUGGAGGAAAUCCCCGCUGAGAAUAUACCACCACUUGAGCUCGAUCCAGAUGAUAUCGAUGUUGAUCUGAACCACAGGCGGAUUGACAGGAUUCAAGGACUUCAUGUGCUAAGACAAGUCGAGACACUGUGUUUACGUCAAAAUCUGAUCAAGAAAUUGGAGAAUUUGGAGACAUUAACCACACUGACGGAGCUUGAUAUCUACGACAAUGACAUUACUACCAUCGAAAACCUUGAUGCACUUGUCAAUUUGAGGGAAUUGGACUUGUCGUUCAACAAGAUCAGGAAGCUAGAAAACCUCGACAGCUUAGUGACUCUUGUCAAGCUGUUUGUCAUCAACAACAAGAUCUCCAAAAUUGAAAACAUCGGGCAACUCACCCAACUGACCAUGUUGGAGUUAGGCGACAACCGAAUCAGGAAACUUGAACAUUUGGAGGCAUUGGUGAACUUGGACAGUUUAUUCGUGGGAAAGAACAAGAUUACAAAGCUAGAGAAUCUUGGUUGUCUGAAGAAACUGCGGGUACUGAGCAUACAGAGUAACCGGAUCGUCAAGCUGGAGGGCCUUGAUGAACUGACAGAUUUGGAGGAGUUGUACAUAAGUCAUAACGGCAUUCAGAAGAUUGAGAACCUAGAACAAAAUGUCAAACUCAACACAUUGGAUCUUGCCGGCAACAGGAUAUCACGCUUGGAAAACAUCAGCCAUCUGAUACUGCUGGAAGAGUUUUGGUUUAACAGCAAUCAGCUGGACCAUUGGCCCGACAUCGACCAGCUCAGGAUUGCUACACAACUCAAGACGGUGUACUUUGAGCACAACCCCAUCGCCAAGGAUCACAUGUACAGAAAGAAGGUACAACUUGCUCUUCCGUCCGUUACGCAGAUAGAUGCAACUUACACUAGGUAGAUACACCAUACAAGAGCCAGAUAUUAUUCACUUGGAUGUUGUUUGAGAAUAGGUCUUUGUAAAAAGUAAAAAAAAAAAUGUAGUAUACUGAUUAGGGAUGACGUGUGUCGUGUGGACACAUUUUAACUUCAUACAGAAAUUGUAUAUUUGU